UCAAGAAACCCAAGUUAGCCCUCCCAUCUUCCUCUUCUCCUUGUUGAAGAUGGAGGGGCAUUUUCGUAAAAGAAUCAAUCGUCUUCUUCUGGCGACGGCGGUGCUUCUGACGGUGGUGAUGAUGAUGGCGGAGGGGGUGAGGGGAGGAGGAGGAUACUGCAAAUCGGAGCUUCUGGCACUGUCUCCGUGCCUGCCUUACGUGGCAUCAGCACCGAACAACGUAUCGUCCUCAGUCUCUCCUCUGUGCUGCGGUCCCGUCGUCGGGCUUGGGUCGUCCUGGGCUUGUCUGUGUCACCUCCUCCAACAGCCCUCACUCCUGGGUUUCCCUCUCAACACCAGCCGCAUCCUCUCUCUCCCUUCUCUCUGUCAGAAGAACGAGCAACAUCUCUUCAAUGCAACCUCCUUCUGCCAAGGGCAUCUGACUACUGCACCACCACCGCUGCAAAGUCCCACAGGCUCUGAAUCUCCUGCUACACUGGGGAGAAAUACCAGCCCUACCUCACAGUUGGAACCGGGGGUGGAUUCAUCAUCAGUACCAUCUACGAUAAAGCCCGGGGCCCACAACAAGAGUGGGAGUGGAGGAUGCCUGAUCUCACUGGCACGAUUGAUCAUCUAUCAUAUCCUGACUGAUGUAAUCAUCAUAGCCCACACCCUUGCUAGCUUUAAUCGAUUCUUCUGAAAUUCUCUCAUCAUAACUCUGCUGUAUCUUGUAAUAUUACUUGCCCAACGUAUAUGUCUUGCAUGAGAAAUCAAGUGCCUCUCCGUCAUUGAGAGUUAGAAAUUCGAUUUGUAAGCAAAUGCGCCCUUAUUGAUAUUGUGAAGGCUGGCAAUGUAGUGUAUGUAGUAGAGUGAUGGACCAG
This is a messenger RNA of Magnolia sinica, 860 nucleotides long. RefSeq names its product non-specific lipid transfer protein GPI-anchored 25-like. The transcript has 3 exons. Lineage: Eukaryota; Viridiplantae; Streptophyta; Magnoliopsida; Magnoliales; Magnoliaceae. Bases 50 to 679 code for a protein of 209 amino acids. The record is from RefSeq and is a predicted model, not a curated record.